GUCACUAGCUUCUACGGGGAGGAACAGAGAGAGAGAGAGAGAGAGAGAGAGGGCGAGCAUGGGUAAAGAGCGGAGGGAGGAAGAAGACAUCAAAAUCUCUAGUUUUUCUUCUUAAAUUUUUCCAAUUUAAAAAAGUGAUAAAUAAAACAUCAUCUAGAGGAUAGGGAUUGCUAGAGAGAUCGUCUCGAGAGCUGAAGUUGGUUGUUUUGAGGUUGUGUGCUUCGUUAGAACAGUUGCUAUGGAGGCAUCAGAGAUCAUCCAUGGUGGCGGCUUAGAGGCUUCUGUGACGGGAGAAUCCGUGCGAGCUUUGCCGUGGGAUGUCCAUGGCUUUGUGCUCGAGAUGUGCGGCUCCUCCCGGUAAUGUUUUAUUGAAUCCAAUUCAUGAUUUCUUUGCUUCUUUCCAUUCUUUGAUUCUUUUAUAUUGGCUUUUCUCCUUUUUAUUUCUUUUUUAUCAUUCAAACUUUCCUUCUUUUUUCCAAAGAAAACACCCCUUCUGGUUUCUGAAUAUAGACGCUGUAACUUUUCAACUCAUCUGUUCUUAGUUGAAGUUUUCCAAUUCUUUGAAAAAUUCUUUACAGACGCAUCUUCCCCUUCUUAUAUAUAAGCACUCUUCUAACAAAGAACAAGUAUUAAUGAAUCGUUAUAAGAGUUGAAGAAACGAACAUACAUCGCAGGGUGAAACAAGAAGGGAAGAGAGGGGUUGAUUAGAUAUAUAUAGAGAGAGAGAGAAGAGAAAGAAGGAAAAUAAUAAGAUUAACAUUCAAUCCAAAAACUAAAAAUCAAAAAGACAAAUUGGAAGAGAGUAGAGGAUGUUGGCUGGGUGCUCCUCAGCGCUGCUGUCGCCGAGGCACCGACUAAGGAGUGACGCUUCCGUGCAGUUGCAAGGUUCCCAUUUCCAGCUGCAGGAGAAGCUUUACCCUUCGAAGCAGAGGAUGAGUACCCAGCGCAUUGACCUCCCUUGCAGCUUCUCCAGAAAAGAUGCCCCACGGGUCGCCCUUUCACUGGAGAAGCCGGCCGAGACCAGAAGUAGUAGUUGCUCUUUUAGGCCGAACCCAGUAACACCUUCUUCGUCUUCCGUAGCGGCGCAAGCAGUCUCAUGGGAAGGAAGGAUAGAGAUCACUGAAGGCGGGCUUUGGGAGAGACGGCGGAGCUCCAAGAGAUUUCACGAGAGGAGCUUAUCGGAGGAGGAUUCGUGCCUUGACCGAGCCAAGAGGACAAGGACCGGCGACGCGACCCAGUUUGCUGGUGGUGAGGAUGACAUAUGGUUUCCUCAGUCCACCAAGGAGCAUCCACUGGUGGAAGAAGGAGAAGAAGAGAAGGUCUUUCUAGUUCCUAACGCCGCUCUUUUUCCAUUUUACACCUCCUCAAGCAGCACAUUGGUAGGUUCCUUUGAAACUGAAAAGGAUUUGGUCACAAGUGUUCAGCCAAACUACAAGUCACAGUCGGAUUCCAGUUCAUCAUCGGAUACCCACAGUUCAUCUCCAAAGCAACAGAAGGAUUCCUCCGAGAAUGUAGCACGGAAUGGAUCUCAAAUCCCUUACUCAACUCGAUCUGCCGGCAUAGCAGGUCAGGGUGAGAAUCCCCAAACGGAGCAGCAGGGUAUCGAGAUUGUGAGCUUGCUCACAUCGUGCGCGGAGUCUGUCAACUCCGGCAAUCAUGAAGCCGUCACCUUCUUCCUAGCUAGACUUGGAGAGCUUUCCUCCCCGACCGGAACCCCGAUACGUCGUGUGGCAGCCUACUUCACGGAAGCGUUGGCCCUCCGAGUCGUGAAGCUCUGGCCUCACAUCUUCUCCAUUACCCCACCGCGGGUGCUUGUUGAUCAGACAGAUGAUGAUGAUGCCGUUGCACUCCAGCUGCUCAAUCAAGUGAGCCCGAUUCCCAAGUUUCUCCAUUUCACAGUAAACGAGAGAGUGCUCAGGGCUUUUGAAGGAAAAGACAGGGUUCACAUAAUAGAUUUUGACAUCAAGCAAGGACUUCAGUGGCCUGGUCUGUUUCAGAGCCUGGCUUCAAGGCCUGAUCCCCCAAGUCAUGUGAGGAUCACCGGGAUAGGAGAGUCUAGACAGGACCUUCAGGAAACAGGAGCUAGGCUGGCGAGGUUUGCAGAGGCCUUCAAUCUUCCUUUCGAGUUCCAUGCAGUUGUUGAUAGAUUGGAGGAUGUGAGGCUUUGGAUGCUUCAUGUGAAGAGGGAGGAGUGUGUUGCAGUGAACUGCAUCCUAGUGAUGCACAAGGCACUCUAUGAUGAGACUGGAGGAGCUCUCAUGAAUCUGUUGGGUCUGAUUCGAAGCACCAACCCAGCAAUCGUUCUCAUCGCCGAGCAAGAAGCCCAGCAUAAUGACCCCAGGUGGGAGACAAGGUUGGCCAACUCACUUCAGUACUACUCUGCCAUCUUUGAUUCACUGGAUUACAGUCUACCAGAGGAUAGUCCAGCCAGGAUCAAGAUCGAGGAGAUGUUUGCGAGGGAGAUCAGGAACCUAGUUGCCUGUGAAGGGAGUGAGAGGGUCGAUAGGCACGAGAAGUUCGAGAGGUGGAGGAAUCUGAUGGUGGAUCGUGGAUUCAGAUGCAUGGGCAUUGGAGAAAGGGAGAUGCUUCAGAGCCGCUUGCUUUUAAGGGUGUAUGAUGGUGAAAACUACAGCAUAGUUAAGCAAGGAGAAGGCAACGACGGCCUAACUCUUAACUGGUUAAAUCGGCCUCUAUUUACAGUGUCCGCAUGGGCACCCAUUGAUAUUGCAGGCAGCUCCUCUGCACCUCAGCCAAGCUAAUGGGACUGCCUUUCUUCAUGGUUUGGUUUUCUUUUCUUUAUAAAUCUCCAAAUAUUCUUUUAUACCUUCAAGAAAAACACAGAAGUUUAUCAUCUCUUUUGUUCGUGAAAUAGGAGAAAACUUUCUUUUUUCUUAGAUUGUAUUUUUUUUUCAUUCUUUGGUUGCUGAUCAUCAGCAAGAAUUAUGUUAGAAAGAGAAGUUUCAUAUGACACCUCUCGUUCAGUUCAUUAGAAUUUGGAGUUUAUUUUGUUGUAAUUCUUUUAUUUUCUUUCUUUGUAAUUGGAAGAAAAAACAGAUGUUUUUAUUUCUUUAUUGAUGUGUGUCCAUUGUUUACUUUAUUAUAAUUGCAGUUCAUGUUGGACUGGA
Messenger RNA from Phoenix dactylifera (date palm), 3125 nucleotides. Its product is annotated as GRAS family transcription factor. NCBI's taxonomy places the organism in Eukaryota, Viridiplantae, Streptophyta, Magnoliopsida, Arecales, Arecaceae. The record is from RefSeq and is a predicted model, not a curated record.